Salmo salar (Atlantic salmon) is the source of this 956-nucleotide messenger RNA. Lineage: Eukaryota; Metazoa; Chordata; Actinopteri; Salmoniformes; Salmonidae. The record is from RefSeq and is a predicted model, not a curated record.
GCUGACAAGGCAGAGAAGAGUCUCUCCACAUUAGCACACCUCAAGAAACACCAGCAGAGAUCCACAGGGAAGAAACCUCACUGCUGCUCUGACUGUGGGAAAAGAUUCACCACCUCAUCAGGCAUGAAAAUUCAUCAGAGAAUCCACACAGGAGAGAAACCUUAUAGCUGUGGUCAAUGUGGGAAGAGUUUUGAUACAUCUAGCCAUCUUACUGUACACCAAAGAACACACACAGGAGAGAAACCGUAUAGCUGUACUCAAUGUGGGAAGAGCUUUAGUCAUUCAAACAGCCUGAUAUCACACCAGAGAACACACACAGGAGAGAAACCUUAUAGCUGUGAUGAAUGUGGGAAUAGUUUUACAACAUUGCGUAAUCUGACUCUUCACCAGAGAAUACACACAGGAGAGAAACCUUAUAGCUGUACUCAAUGUGGGAAGAGUUUUACUCAAUCACCCAGCCUGAUAUCACACCAGAGAAACCACACAGGAGAGAAACCUUUUAACUGUGCUCAAUGUGGGAAGAGUUUUACUAGGUCAACUGGCCUGAUAUCACACCAGAGAACACACACAGGAGAGAAACCUUAUAGCUGUGAUGAAUGUGGGAAGAGUUUUGUUACAUCUAACAGUCUGACUAAACACCGGAGAACACACACAGGAGAGAAGCUGUAUAGCUGUGCUCAAUGUGGGAAGAGCUUUACUGAGUCUAGCUGUCUGACUAGACACCAGAGAACACACACAGGAGAGAAGCCUUUUAGCUGUAAUCAAUGUGGGAAGAGUUUUACUACGUCUAGCAAGCGGACUACACACCAUAUAACACAUACAGGAGAAACCUCAGCUGUGAUCAGUGUGACCAGAGAUAAUCUGAUAAAAUACCUCAAUGAAUUAAUGUCAAAUGUUUUAACAUUGUAGAAGGAGUAUUUAAUGAUCUCACAAUGUAGAAUGUUUUAAUAUUUAUU